GCCUCGGGAGCGGCGAUGCGCAUGCGCAGGGCUGGGAAAGGGGAAGUUGUUUGUGGCGUCAUUUCCGGUUCCGACAGAGGCGCGCGAGCCCCGCGUGGAGAGAGCGGCGCGAUGAGGCCGGGUUUCAGCCCCCGGGGAGGACGCGGCGGCUUCCGAGGCAGAGGUUCCGGUUUCUCGCCCCGCGGAGGGGGCGUGGCCCGCGGAGGGGGCGGGGCCAGAGGAGGGGGCGGAGCCCGGGGCGGACCCCGGGGGCGUGGCCGAGGCCGAGGGGGCGGGGCCAGGGGCGGGGCCCGCGGCGGCUUCAAAGGCGGGAAAAAAGUGACGGUGGAGCCGCACCGGCAUGAGGGUGUGUUCAUCUGCCGUGGCCGCGAGGACGCGCUGGUGACGCGGAACCUGGUGCCGGGCGAGUCGGUGUACGGCGAGAAACGCAUCAGCGUCGAGGAGGGCGAGGCCUCGGUGGAGUACCGCGCCUGGAACCCGUUCCGCUCCAAGCUCGCCGCCGCCAUCUUGGGGGGCAUCGACCGCAUCCACAUCCGGCCGGGGGCCAAGGUGCUGUACCUGGGCGCCGCCUCGGGCACCACCGUCAGCCACGUCUCCGACAUCGUGGGGCAGGAGGGCGUGGUCUACGCCGUGGAGUUCUCGCACCGCUCGGGCCGGGACCUGCUCAACGUGGCCAAGAAGAGAACGAACGUGGUGCCGGUGAUCGAGGACGCGCGGCACCCCCACAAAUACCGCAUGCUGAUUGGCAUGGUGGACGUGAUCUUCGCGGACGUGGCGCAGCCGGACCAGACGCGAAUCGUGGCGCUGAACGC
This is a messenger RNA of Serinus canaria (Common canary), 812 nucleotides long. RefSeq names its product rRNA 2'-O-methyltransferase fibrillarin-like. Gene Ontology annotation, cellular component: Cajal body; nucleolus; box C/D methylation guide snoRNP complex. The transcript has 7 exons. The record is from RefSeq and is a predicted model, not a curated record. The annotation marks the transcript as partial. Gene Ontology annotation, biological process: box C/D sno(s)RNA 3'-end processing; rRNA methylation. NCBI's taxonomy places the organism in Eukaryota, Metazoa, Chordata, Aves, Passeriformes, Fringillidae. Gene Ontology annotation, molecular function: rRNA methyltransferase activity; RNA binding; histone H2AQ104 methyltransferase activity.